Molecule: messenger RNA, 801 nt
Organism: Salmo salar (Atlantic salmon)
Lineage: Eukaryota; Metazoa; Chordata; Actinopteri; Salmoniformes; Salmonidae
Source: RefSeq, a predicted model, not a curated record
AAUAGAUACAAGGUAUACAUUUUUUUGUACCUCAUGGCUUCUGUCAGUGACCUGCAAGCUCGACGAGUUGAAAUUAAUAAUACACGCACUCUGUUGAACUCAGAAGGCGUUUAUGAAGCAGCAGAAGAUAAUUCAUCCCAGAUCAUUCUGGAGACCCCCGAUCCUGAUAUCGUCAAAACAAUCUCACAUUAUUUCGAGGCUGCUCUCAGUGGGCAGGAAUAUGUGUUAUCCCAUCCCGUCACAGACCAUGGCACUGACUCUUCAGCAGACAGUAGGGAUUCAGGGGACAGCCUGUUCAUAACUCAAGUGCCAGUGUCUGAGGUGGUGAGGUCUGUGAGAAGAUGUCACUCAAAGGAGAGGUCAGAGUUCACAUGUACCAUAGAAUCAGAGGAUGAGAGUGGGGCGGAAGAUGGACCUGCCACUCCCCAAAAGAAGCAGCAGGUCUCACAUGCAAUGAAACAUCACAAGAGGAAAGCAGAGAAGCAUGGCCUGAAAAAGUACUCCUUUCCCUUCCUGGGGAGCAUUUACAGAAGUAAACCCGUAUCUAGUCGAGAGAGGGCUUACAGAAACACACACCUACCACUAUUAAACAGUGUGACCUUCUCGAGUAAGGCAAUUGGAGGCUUUUUUAGAUGCGUCAAAACACUGAAGAAGUUCUCUAAAGGAAAAGCGACGUUAGCCUCAGCUUUACCAAACAGAUAUCUGGAUGAGGAAGGUGAACUGUCUCCACUGUCAGAACAGGAGGAGGAAUCUGAAGGUAGUGAUGAUGACAUCAGAGUGGUGGUGAGUAUGAUCAAAUAA